GCGACUAUGCAGACCCUCACAAAGCUCGACGUCAGCCCGCGAGGUAUUAAGAAUCCACAGUUCAGCCGUUCGGUCGUGGACGCGCGUACCUCUCCCUGCGUUCGGUACGUGCCCUUCACGUUCCCCGUCCCACCUGAGGCAAGCCACCCGCACAAUCUGACACACGACUCCCCCUCGACGCACCCAACCAGAACCAAAGCCCCAGAAUCACACAGCGAAGAUGCCCCAAGCACAUACCCCAAUGGGGCCAUCCCCAGCGCCAAUCUUGGUCCGCAAUCAAUCAUGCCGUUACCAAGAACCUCAGGAACGUUGGCAUCCGGUUUCAGGCCAAGACUACGAGACUGGCAUAGUCACAACCACAGCGAACCUGACGCUGUGCGGUUACCAAGUGAAUCCUCCGUAGGGCAGGGCAUCGACAUUUGGCAUUGGAUUCAGGCAGCUAUUAAAGGUAGAGAGCCGCCGUUGCUCUUCACCCAUUAUUCCAAAACUCUACAUACAAAACAAGUUCCUUUCUUCUUCCUCUCUUCAACUUUUAAUCACCAGACCACUGCACAUUCUUUCCCAUCGCUGAGCGAUUACUUCUCUUAUAUCCAAUCCAACACCUUUGAUACCCUGCACCUGCAACCACACACAAAUCAAUCAAUAAUACCAUCAACAUGCAGUUCACCACCAUCAUCGCUACCGUCCUCUCCAUGGCCGCCUUCACCAUGGCUGCUCCCAUCGAAAAGGAGGCUCGCCAGAACCACGGCAUGUGCGUCAAGAGCGACGGCGUCACCGUUACUCAGAUCCUCAACUGCUAGAUGGCGUACGAGGAAUGAAGGAGUGGACGAGACUGCGUGA
This is a messenger RNA of Periconia digitata, 840 nucleotides long. The record is from the annotation of a GenBank genome assembly. NCBI's taxonomy places the organism in Eukaryota, Fungi, Ascomycota, Dothideomycetes, Pleosporales, Periconiaceae.